AUGACAAGAAUCGUCAAUUGUGAGGAAGAGAGUACAGCCAAACACCUCAUGGACUGCGCCAGUAGCAGUCCGAAAUCCGGCUUCACGUCGUUAGGUGUUAUCGCGGCUUCGGCGUUGAAUGAAAAAGUGCGGAGCCACAACGCUUCCUCGACGGCACUAAACCUACAAAAUCCACAGCAGAAGCACGAAAAUUCACUCGGUGCUGCCGAAAACGAUCCGGCCGCCCAGCCCAUCAGUUCUGGCAACAAGUUGCUUUUCAUUUUCUCCGAGGAGAACGUCAUUCGGAAGUACGCGAGGAUUAUAAUCGAGUGGGGAUAUCCUUUUCAAUGUUCCGUUUUGGCAACUAGUUUUGUGUGCUGGCAAAUUUUCUGUGUCUUCCUUAACGUUGGUAUUUUUCGAUGCACGCCGUUUGAGUACAUGGUCCUGCUCACGAUCACCGCCAACUGCAUUGUCCUGGCAAUGGAACGGCACUACCCUUCAGGGGAUAAGUCGGCCCUGAGUGAAAGUUUGGAACAAACAGAAAAAUACUUUCUUGGCAUCUUUUGUGUGGAAGCACUGCUCAAAAUCGCUGCCCUGGGAUUCGUUCUCAACGAAGGCGCUUAUCUCAGGAGCAUCUGGAAUAUCAUCGACUUCCUCGUGGUCGCAACGGGUUUGUUGGCGUACAUUCUGCCGAAUCUCAAUCAGCCUGCGCUCCGAGCUCUUCGCGUUCUGCGACCGCUCAAAUUGGUCACCGGUUUCGAAAGCCUGCAAAUAGUGCUGAAGUCGAUAUUUCGAGCGAUGGCACCACUUCUGCAAAUCGGACUGCUGUUGUUCUUCGCCAUCACCAUAUUCGCCAUUGUCGGACUGGAAUUCUACUCCGGUGGCUUCCACAUGACGUGUUUCGAUGAGCGUAAGUGGCUUGGCUCUGUGGCAUCUAGUCCGCAAAGAAAUCCCGACCUCCUUCCAGAUUCUAUUCCCAACAGCAAGACACUUGUGCCCUGCAAUAUCGGCAAUGAGAGCUCUUCGAAGGGGUUUUUCAACUCGGCUCAUGGGUCGUUCCGCUGCGACCCGGGUUAUAUUUGCAAGGGGUACUGGGAAGGUCCCAAUUUCGGCAUCACCAGCUUCGACAACAUUGGCUACGCGAUGCUCACUGUCUUCCAAUGCAUCACCAUGGAAGGCUGGACGGACAUCAUGUACAUGACAUUUGACGCUGUUGGUGAUCGAUUCAGUGCCUUCUACUUCGGACCCCUGAUCGUGCUCGGCUCCUUCUUUAUGCUCAACUUAAUUCUCGGCGUUUUGAGCGGUGAAUUUGCCAAGGAGAAGGAACGGGUCGAGAAGCGACGAGCAUUUCUAAAGCUGCGAAGACAACAACAAACCGAGAAAGAAUUUGGUGGUUAUAUGGACUGGAUCCAGCACGCAGAGGAAGUGAUUCUAGCCGAGGACACUACAUCGGCGGAGGAUCGAAUAAGAAUAAUUGCAGCUCGAAAGAGGGCACAAAAGGAGGUAAGCAAAAAGAACGCCAGGGAUUCUCAAGGUCAUGAUGUUAACUUCGAGGAUGCUGAUUUAUUCUCAGAUAAUAAGGGAAACGUAUUUAACCAGCACGGAUUACUUUUGAGGCAAGGCAGCGGACGGUUUGAAGCUUGUUGGAGAAAUGAAAGACGGUUUCGGUACGCAGUUCGACGAUUGGCCAAAAGCCAGCUAGCCUAUUGGAGCGUCAUUGUGCUAGUCUUCUUGAACACCAUCUGCGUCGCCAUCGAACACUACGGCCAACCAGCUUGGCUGACCAGUUUUUUGUAUUAUGCUGAGUAUGUCUUUCUUGGACUCUUCAUGACUGAAAUGCUCCUGAAGAUGUAUGGCCUUGGUUUCCGGCUCUACUUCCAGUCGUCAUUCAACAUAUUUGAUUGUGUGGUUAUCAUUGGAAGUCUUUUUGAGAUUCUAUUGGCACUAGUCCAGCCAGAUACGUCGUUUGGGAUCAGCGUGUUGCGUGCGUUGCGGCUCCUUCGAAUCUUCAAGGUCACUCGGUACUGGGCAGAUCUGCGGAAUCUGGUCCUGUCGUUGUUGAGUUCAAUGCGGAGCAUCAUAUCCCUCGUCUUUCUCCUCUUCCUCUUCAUCCUCAUCUUCGCGCUUCUUGGAAUGCAGCUCUUUGGUGGCGAAUUCAACUUCGAGGAAGGGCUGCCACCGCAGAACUUUGACUCAUUCGUGAAAGCUCUGCUCACCGUCUUCCAGAUUCUAACAGGAGAAGACUGGAACUCCGUGAUGUACAAUGGGAUUCGCUCGCAGGGGGGCACAAAUGGUGGUGGUUUCAUCUACUGCAUCUACUUCGUCCUACUGGUGCUUAUUGGCAAUUACACUCUGCUCAACGUGUUCUUGGCCAUUGCUGUGGACAAUUUGGCCAAUGCCCACGAUCUCUCAGACGCCGAGCACGCUGAUCAAAAGGAGGAACAGUCGAAAGCAGCCAAAGCCCAGGGAUUGGACCCGUCCAACCUGGACCUUAGUGACCCCAAUGCAAUGCACCUGCUGCCAUGGAUUCGAACACCAACGAAAGAGAACAGUUGCCCGUGUUUUUCCGCUCUUGUGAUGAUGACGCUGGUGACGAUUCAUCGUCUCGGUUCAACCAUUCGCAUUUGUACGAACCAGUCCAUCAUCGUCCAUCAGCAAAGCCAGACACCGAGGAUAUUCCAGCUCCUAACCAACACGCAAUAUUCGUUUUUUCUUCCCAGCGAUCCAUUGAACGCGGUGGAACGAACGUCUCAACUUGGCGAUCCAAAGGCCAAUGGCAAUUUUCUGUCAACCCCGGACAACAAACAACUAAGAAAAACGCAGAACUGCAUCUCGUUUGAAAGCGACGAAACAGGUCAGCUGCAGGACUCGGAAGCGGCAACGCACGGGAAACCCGUUUUGCCCUACAGCUCGAUGUUCAUCUUCGCGCCAACCAACGGCAUUCGGCGUUUCUGCCACUUUGUGGUAAAUCUGCGUUACUUCGACCUCUUCAUCAUGAUUGUGAUCUGCGCCAGCAGCAUCGCGCUAGCCGCUGAGGAUCCAGUUGCCGAGAACUCGACGAAAAACAAGAUUUUAGAACACUUCGACUACGCCUUCACCGGUGUCUUCACCGUGGAGAUGGUCUUGAAGGUGAUUGAUUUGGGCGUGGUUCUGCAUCCAGGUGCCUACUGUCGAGAUCCCUGGAACAUCCUCGACGCCAUCGUUGUGUUCUGCGCGCUCGUAGCCUUCACAAUGAACCGUAACGCGGUUCGCCUGGGAAAACCUGCAACCAGCGCCUCAGCCAAAAAUUUGAACACCAUCAAGUCGCUCAGGGUUCUGCGUGUCCUUCGUCCCCUCAAAACCAUCAAACGCGUGCCUAAGCUAAAGGCCGUCUUUGACUGCGUAAUCAGUUCCCUACGAAAUGUCCUCAACAUUUUGAUCGUUUUCGUACUCUUCCAAUUCAUCUUCGCUGUUAUCGCGGUGCAGUUGUUCCAGGGUAAAUUCUUCUACUGCAACGACGCUUCAAAACUAACGCGGGACGAGUGUCAAGGCCAGUUCUUCGAGUACAACGCCGAUGGCGUUCCCUCGACAGUCUGGCGUGAGUGGAAGUCCCACGGAUUCAACUACGACAACGUGUACUACGCCAUGUUGACGCUGUUCACAGUGACAACAGGCGAAGGCUGGCCGGGGGUGCUGAAGAACUCGAUGGACGCCACUCACGUCAAUCAGGGUCCCCUAGAGGACUAUCAGCAGCAGGUGUCCAUCUUCUACAUCACCUUCUUUGUCGUCUUCCCCUUCUUCUUCGUCAACAUCUUCGUCGCGUUGAUCAUCAUCACCUUCCAGAAGCAAGGCGAAAAUGAACUCAUCGACCUUGAACUCGACAAAAAUCAGAAACGGUGCGUAGACUUCGCGAUCAACGCCCACCCACUGUGUAGGUACAUGCCGAAGGACAAGCGCUCGUGGAAGUACCGCAUUUGGCGUCUGGUUGUCUCCACACCCUUCGAGUACUACAUCAUGGUCAUGAUCGCCCUCAACACCCUCAUCCUCAUGAUGAAGUACCAUCGACAGGAGCGACGUCCACUGGUGGCGACGCACAUCGACACGGCGCAGCAAAACUACCACAACUACUGCAACACUCUAAUCUUCCUCAACUCUGCCUUCACCAUCAUGUUCUCCGUGGAGUGCGUCCUCAAGAUCAUGGCGUUCGGACCGAAGAACUACUUUCGUGAUAGGUGGAACAUCUUUGAUUUCAUCACGGUGAUCGGAAGCAUCACUGAUGUUCUAGUCUCCGAGCUGCAGCAAUCUGCCUUCUUGAGCCUCGGAUUUCUUCGACUCUUCCGUGCUGCCCGACUGAUCAAACUGCUGCGCCAAGGCUAUACAGUUCGAAUUCUCCUGUGGACGUUCAUUCAGUCCGUGAAGGCACUGCCCUACGUCUGUCUGCUUAUUGUCAUCCUUUUCUUCAUCUACUGUAUCAUCGGAAUGCAGGUGUUCGGAAACAUCAAGAACGACCCAAUGACCCAAAUGAACAAUCACAACAACUUCCAAACUUUUGGCAGCGGCAUUCUGCUGCUUUUUCGAUGCGCGACCGGUGAAAACUGGCAGGAGGUGAUGUUGGAUUGCGACGCGGGACGCGAAUGCGAGGGCUCGGGCACAUCGUGUGGCAGCAAGGCCACGUACCUCUACUUCGUCACCUUCAUCUUCCUCUCGUCCUUCCUCAUGCUGAACCUCUUUGUGGCGGUCAUUAUGGACAACUUCGACUACCUGACGCGCGACUCCUCCAUCCUUGGACCGCAUCAUCUGGACGAGUUCGUGCGCGUUUGGGCGGAGUACGAUCCAACUGCUCGCGGUCGGAUACACCACAGUGACAUGUACGAGAUGCUGCGUAACAUGGAACCGCCCGUUGGAUUCGGUAAAAAGUGUCCCUACCGCCUUGCCUACAGGAAGUUGAUUCGUAUGAACAUGCCGGUGGACGACAACGGAACAGUGCACUUCACAACGACGCUUUUUGCGCUAAUUCGAGAGUCUCUUGGCAUUAAGAUGGGGCCGGCGGAGAUCAUGGACCAACGCGAUAAUGAGCUUCGCUACAGCCUGCUCAAACUCUGGCCGGUGCAAGCCAAGCGCAUGAUGAACGUCCUCGUUCCUCCGGACUCCGCCGCCACCUCCUCUACCACCUCCACCUCUUCCCCCACCACCCCCACCACCACCGACACCUCCUCCUCCACCACCCCCACCACCACGGCUGCCACCAUCACCUCCUCCACCACCAUCUCCUUCACCACCACGGCUGCCACCACCACAGCCGCCACCUCCUCUACCACCUCCACCACCAUCACCACCUCCACCACCAUUACCUCCUCCACCACCACCAUCACCACCUCCACCACCAUCACCUCCACCACCACCGCCACCACUACCACCACCACCUCCUCCACCACCAUCACCACCUCCACCACCAUCACCUCCUCCACCACCGCCUCCACUACCACCACCACAGCAACCGCUACCAUCAUCUUUACUAUAACCAUCGAAAUAAACAAGACACCAUCGUUUCAAACCCAACUUGUCUACCACAAAAUGACCGUUGGGAAGAUCUACGCGGGCCUCUUAAUCCUCGAAAACUACCGUCUUUCCAAGCAACCGCACAGCAAGGACCAAUCGCGAACCCAAUUAGUCGCAUGCCCGCUUUUUUCUAUCUGGUGGUUGGAGUUAGUUUGUUUUCCUGUUUGUUUAAAUUACCUCUACCCGCCAAUUGCUCGCUCUCUCUUUCUUGAUUGGCUAUUGCUUUUGGUUAGAAAUCAGCUGAUCUUCUGGCGCGGUUUUUCGGCGCUGUCACGCACAAUGUGCACCGCUCGGCUAGGAAUUCGGAAACCGAAGACGAUUCCACUCAGACCCGAACACCAAAAGGCAGCUCCAACUUCAGCAGCCAAUGAGGAUAAAAUCCCUCGGCCACCUGAGGCUGGUGAAACCGACAAGCCUCUUUCGUACGCCACCAAUCCGAGCGAUUUGUCCUCCAUCGAGGAGGUUCAAGAGCCAAUAGAACCGCCGUUCGGUUACCAUCGUCAUCAUCACCACAUCUACCAUCACCAACACCACCACCACCAACCCCACUACCACCAAGUCUACCGUCCGGUUGUCGAUUAUACCCACAACACUAUGGCAACGACCGCAGGGAUCUGCCGUCCAGGUUUGUCGAAAACUCGUAGCGGUGGGCAACAGGCCCGUUACCAUCGACUCACAAGCACUUAUCAUGGAAUGAUCACUCCUGGUGAGAAGCGGCCUCACGACAUGUCGGAAAGCAUAUCAUUGGGCUCCAUCGGUGUGAAACAGCAGUCCCUGGACGACGCGGCGAGGAUCUCCAGUCCUCCUGCUCCCAAGCGCAUCAUUCUCUCCAAUUUCGGGGAGCUCGAAGACCAGGCAUACUACGAUCCCCAAGUUCAACCACCGGUUGUGCAUACACAGCAACGCUUUCCUUCAUCGUGGCAGUCGAACCCGAGCUCUGCCUAUCCAGUCGUCCGCGUCUCCAACCUCGACAAUCCCAACCGCACCUUCUACUCCCCGAGGCCUUUCAAAGAACACCAUCACGGUGGCGCGUUCUUCAACACGCCCUACUCAAACCUUCCAGGAUACCACGAGGAACUUUUGCCUCCUCGAGACGAACCUCUGGAGGAAUGCGAAUCCGAAGACUCCUUCGACUACAACGAACAAGCACAGCGGAUGUCAGUGGUAGAACCGUCGUCAACAACACAACCAUGUCUUUCUUCAAACCUAACUGCUGGUGGAGAGGGUCGUAGACCGCGUGCAGCGAGAAGGCCUCUUGUUAUAAACUUUCCAAAAGUUGAACAAUCUCCUACGAAUUCCGACGAGAUUGGUCCAUUCGUUGACGACGAUCAUCUGGAGUCUGCGGAACCCCUACUUCCAACACCGGUUUCUUUCUAUGAUUCACCGGCCAGGCUCGCCACGUUCAACCAACCGCUGCUAGGACAUGCACAACCCGUGGCGCAGCCUGGAACGGUUCUUCUUAGUCACUUCCAGCCCUAUUCCCAGACCCAAGUAACCGCAUCUGUCCCUUCCAACCCACAUGCGUUGUCGACUCUAUCCUACCAGCGACCUUCGUCGUCGAACGUUCUUCUUCCGCCUCCACCGGCUGCCACCUCAAACGUAAAUCGGUCACUUGAUUCCAUCCCACUUCGAUCCCGAACCACCACACAGCACCUCUUUGAUGGCAACUUCACCACAGACUCCUCGAUCCACAACCGGCCCACCUUCUACAGCCCACGUCAUCUCUACCAGGAGUGA
Molecule: messenger RNA, 7254 nt
Organism: Mesocestoides corti
Lineage: Eukaryota; Metazoa; Platyhelminthes; Cestoda; Cyclophyllidea; Mesocestoididae
Source: the annotation of a GenBank genome assembly